Molecule: messenger RNA, 2434 nt
Organism: Sesamum indicum (sesame)
Lineage: Eukaryota; Viridiplantae; Streptophyta; Magnoliopsida; Lamiales; Pedaliaceae
Product: Pentatricopeptide repeat (PPR) superfamily protein
Biological process (GO): mitochondria-nucleus signaling pathway; chloroplast-nucleus signaling pathway
Cellular component (GO): chloroplast
Molecular function (GO): protein binding; mRNA binding
Source: RefSeq, a predicted model, not a curated record
AUCAGUAGAACAAUCGCCCAUUCCGAUAUUGCAGCAGUCCCCGCUUGGAGAUAGGAUAGGAAUUUGCCCGUUUCUCACUUCCUCUUCUGUUUGAAUACUUGAUUGGAUUGUUCUGCUUCUGCUCAUCCCAAUCCUUAUGGAGGUGUUCUCGCUGUUAGGAAACAGUUCUCAGCCCGUGUUUUGUUUCUCCACGACCCGGCCUGUCAAGAACUUUAAGCCCAUCGCCGCCACGGUUGCAACACCGGCCGCGGCGGAGGGAAUUUCGGCUUCAGUCUCUUCUAAUGGUACUGAAGAGCGUAGCGAAGUCUGGAGCAAGCCGCUGACGGUUUCCAAACACAAUCCGAAGAAUCUCUCUGCUCCGUAUAAAGCAAGAGAAUCCGCGAUUCUUGAUAUUCAGCAUUCUUCUGAAUUGGCAUCUGCUCUUUCGAGAUCAGGAAAAGUGUUGAAAGCACAAGAUCUGAAUGUGGUGUUGCGCCAUUUUGGGAAGCAAAACAGAUGGAAGGAUCUUUAUCAGCUUUUUGAAUGGAUGCAGCAGCAUGGCAAAACUAAUACUGCUUCCUACAGCAGUUAUAUAAAAUUCAUUGGGAGAGAUUCGAAUUAUAUGAAGGCCCUAGAGAUAUAUAAUAGCAUCAAAGAUGAUUACACAAGGAACAACGUCUCUGUUUGCAAUUCCACUCUGUAUUGUUUAAUAAAGAGUGGCAAGUUUCACAGCAGCCUGAAGUUAUUUAAUCAAAUGAAGCAAGCUGGUUUAGUACCUGAUAUUGUAACGUAUAGCACGUUACUUGUGGGCUGCGCCAAAGUAAAGGGUGGAUAUGUUAAGGCAAUGGAACUGGUGCGAGAAAUUAAAUAUAGGGGCUUGCAAAUGGACAUCGUAGUGUAUGGAACACUUAUAUCAGUUUGUGCUUCAAACAAUCAAUGUGAAGAAGCAGAGAAGUACUUCAACGAGAUGAGGAGUGAAGGUCAUUCUCCCAAUGUCUUCCACUACAGCUCUUUGCUAAAUGCAUAUGCAGUUGAUGGAAACUAUAAAAAGGCUGACGAGUUGAUUCAAGAAAUGAGAUGUGCAGGACUAGUUUUGAACAAGGUUAUACUAACAACUCUGCUGAAAGUAUUUGUUAAAGGCGGCUUGUUUGAGAAAUCAAGAGAACUGAUGGAUGAACUGCAAGAUCUGGGCUAUGCUGAAGAUGAGGUUUAUUUAUGGCUCUCCAGUCAACGUGCAAGUAUUUCUGCAGCUCUUCACGGCUUAUCAAAUCCUUGUUUCCUGCAGAUGCCAUACUGUUUACUGAUGGAUGGCCUUGUAAAGUCGGGGAAACUUAUGGAAGCCAAAUCAGUUUUUGACGAAAUGAGGCAAAAAGAAGUGAAAAAUGAUGGUUACUCCUACAGUAUUAUGAUUUCAGCCCUCUGCCGUGGUGGGCUCAUUGAAGAAGCAAAGCAGUUGGCUUGUGAAUUUGAGAUCAAGUAUGACAAGUAUGAUGUGGUCAUUUUGAACUCGAUGCUUGGUGCCUAUUGUAGAUCAGGAGAAAUGGAGAAUGUGAUGAAGCUGAUGAAGAAAAUGGAUGAGUCGGCAAUUAGUCCUGAUUGGAAUACCUUUCAUAUCUUAAUAAAAUAUUUCUGCAAGGAGCAGUUGUAUUUACUUGCCUAUCAGACAAUGGCGGACAUGCACAGGAAAGGUCACCAGCCUGAGGAGGGUCUCGCUGUCUCUUUGAUUAAUCAUCUUGGCAAAACUGGUUCCCAUUCAGAAGCAUUUUCAGUGUACAGUAUGUUGAGAUAUAGCAAGAGGACAAUUAACAAGGCCCUUCACGAGAAGAUUUUACAUAUUUUACUUGCAGGUGGGCUUCUUAAAGAUGCAUACGUAGUGGUCAAGGACAAUGCACAUUUGAUCUCUCAGACUGCUAUUAAGAAGUUUGCUACCUCCUUUAUGCGAAAGGGCAAUAUAAACCUAGUAAAUGAUGUGCUCAAGUCUAUCCACAGUUCUGGCUACAAGAUUGAUCUGGACAUCUUUCACAUGGCUGUUUCUCGUUACGUUGAGCAACCUGAAAAGAAAGAACUGUUUCUUCAUUUGCUACAGUGGAUGCCUGGUCAAGGCUAUCAUGUUGAUUCAUCUACAAGGAAUUUGAUCUUCAAGAACUCCCACUUGUUUGGAGACCAUUCUACUGCAGAGUUAUUGUCUAAGCAUCAUGCAGUGUUGAAGUCAAAUAAAUCACGUGAGGGGAGAAAGAAAUGAACAUGAGCUUUCAGAGCAUCAGAUAGCUUAAUUCAUACCAGACAGAAGAGGAAGAAGUAUUCCCAAAUCUAUGAAGAGUCAUCCUGGAUGCUUCGACAUCUUCUUUAUUCAGUCUCAGCCUCUCCUCCACAGCAUCAAUGACUGCUCUUCCACCCGCAUGUAUGCAGAAAUGCUCUAACGCCUUCUUGAAGUUCGGUAUGUAUAUUUCCUUCU